Messenger RNA from Acanthopagrus latus (yellowfin seabream), 932 nucleotides. RefSeq names its product lactoylglutathione lyase-like. The coding region runs from base 138 to 683 and encodes 181 amino acids. NCBI's taxonomy places the organism in Eukaryota, Metazoa, Chordata, Actinopteri, Spariformes, Sparidae. The record is from RefSeq and is a predicted model, not a curated record. The transcript is spliced from 6 exons. Gene Ontology annotation, molecular function: metal ion binding; lactoylglutathione lyase activity.
GAAGGCGUGGGUGAUUUGAUUAACUGUGUUUUACCCAAAAAGCCUCAGCAUUCCUCUGACAUUCACGAGGAGCACCUGAAGGCAGCACAGAGGUAUUUUCAGGAACCUGAACAGUCAUCCAGUCUGAUCUGGGAGCCAUGGCGAGCAGAGGACUGUCGGACGAGGCUGUGAGCGCCGCCUGUAAAGAAGGAGAUCCCAUCACAAUGGACUACAUGAUGCAGCAGACUAUGCUGAGGGUCAAAGAUCCAGAAAGAUCUCUAAAAUUCUACACUGGAAUCCUGGGCAUGACCUUGCUCCAGAAAAUCGACUUCCCUUCGAUGCGUUUCACCCUCUACUUCCUGGGCUACGAGGAAAAGUCGGACAUCCCGGCCGAUAUCAAAGAGAGGACGGCGUGGACCUUCUCCCGGCGAGCCACCAUAGAGCUCACCCAUAACUGGGGUUCAGAGUCAGAUGAAAGUCUGUUGUACCACAAUGGCAACAAUGAACCACGAGGAUUCGGUCAUAUUGGCAUCGCUGUUCCUGAUGUUUACGCAGCCUGCGACGUGUUUAAGAAGCAAGGAGUGACGUUUGUCAAGGAACCACACUCAGGUAAAAUGAAGGAUCUGGCCUUCAUUCAGGAUCCGGACGGCUACUGGAUCGAGAUCUUAAGUCCCAACAAAAUGGUCUCCUUACUGGCACCUUGAAGCGGCGACACUCAGGGGAAUACUCAGGGCAUCACGGCCGGAUAAGAGUGAUGACAUCAUUCAUUUUUGUUUUCUGCUAUGCUGCUCUGCUUUUUGUAGCCUUUUCCAGAAAUAAAAAAAAGAGAGAAAACUGAAAAAAAAAAACAACAACAACACAAACUGAAAACAGGAAGUGUUCAGUGUUUAUUUUGUUGAGAUCCUGUUGAAAAGUGGGACGGUUUCAUUAAAAGUUGAAAUGUUUAAAUAUUA